AUGAGCUCUCCAGCCCAAAUGCUCAAGAGCGUGCUCGUUCUGCAGCUUGAGGCCGUGAAGACGCUAGUGAUCGAGUAUCAUCAACAGACAGAAGCUUACGUACAACAAUUUGGCCACCUACCACUAUCUCAUGAUCCCAUGGACGCCGCCCACGAUGCCCGCAUUGCAUUGCGUACGUUGCCAGCUUUGGCCGAAAGUUGUGUCGUCUCGGAAGUCAUUUUAAUGGCUACCAAGAAACAUUGUGGGGGUGAUAUGUGUGCCACAUCAGCUGACCAUUUAGAAAGUUUUCUAACUAUCAGUCGAAAAGAUGUCAAGACUGUAGAGGAUCGAGUACAUGCGCUGUUCGUACUGGACGCGAGUUUAACUCAUGCGCAGCUCAAGAAAGAGAUGCAAUCGAGAUUCGAGGGAAAAAGGGGCUACGAUUUGCUUGUGGAGUGGCUCGCCGUGAGCUGCAGCUAUAAGGAUGAAAUGUCUAAAGCUUUUACCGAGUUGUUACUACUGAUGCUCAAGAAAAACGUCCCUACUAUGUCGUUCACGACCAAGACGAUGAUCAAGAGUUUGACGCAAUACAAAAAAGUCAUGAAGGGCAAAAAGAACAAGAUACUUUUGCAGGUUGUUGUCGAUCAAUACCGCGAGAAAAUCAACUCGUAG
This is a messenger RNA of Peronospora farinosa, 651 nucleotides long. NCBI's taxonomy places the organism in Eukaryota, Oomycota, Peronosporomycetes, Peronosporales, Peronosporaceae. The record is from the annotation of a GenBank genome assembly.